UGACUACAUGAUUAUAUACAAAUAUAUAAAUAACCCAGUCCAGUAUACUUUGUCAAGCUUGUUCUUCACAGAAGGCUCUGGGAAUCUCACGGCUGUGGUGAAUGUGACAAACGCAGCCUGUUCUGUGCUGAAGGAACGCGGUGUGUCUUUAAGACCCUGCGGAGCCCCGGUAACCCCACAGGGCUCGUUGUCCGUACUCUCCCGACUAUCUCUGUAGUUAUUUGAGGGAGGCGCUAAAGCCAUAUCUCCACUUUACCAAAAAAAUAAAUAAAAAAAAUAAACAACAAACCCCGCCAGAAGUAACGGCACUGUCUUGAGACAACAAAUCAAGCCAAAGCUGUGCAAACAGACUCUCGCGUCUCUCUCUCUCUCUCUCUCUCUCUCUGCGUCGGAGUGUGCGCGGCCGAUGCGCUGCAGACCGAAGCGUUCCGAGGCUCGUAUCCCGUUUAAAUCCUGCGCUCUCCCUCUGCUGAGUAUAUGUGGAGCUCAAGCGACACUUCUAUGAGAAACCCCGCUGAACGGCGAGACGAAGUUUGGUUGUUUUCCUAAACCGGGGGUGCUGCGGAGAGUCGAGGCGAGAGAGAGAUAGCGAAAGAUGGUUUUGAACAGCCUCCCGUGCGUCCUGGUUUCGCUGUGCCUGGUUUUUUUCUCGUCUUCUCCGUGCAAAGCUCGGAUUUACACCAACCACUGGGCUGUUCGGAUAGCCGGCGGACCUGAGCAAGCGGACCAUAUCGCGAGUAAAUAUGGGUAUAGAAACCUGGGCCAGAUUGGUGAUCUGAAGGACUACUACCAUUUCUUCCACAGCCGGACGAUAAAAAGGUCGACGCUUUUCAGCAGAGGCACACACAGCUUCAUCUCCAUGGAGCCAAAGGUGGAGUGGUUACAACAGCAGGUGGUGAAGAGGAGAACAAAGCGAGAUUAUAAACCCUCAUAUCCUGGUCCUGUACCGUACAGUAUGGUCCAGUCCAGCUCCAUUUACUUCAACGAUGCUAAAUGGAGCAGUAUGUGGUACAUACACUGUAAUGAUAACAUCCAUAACUGUCAGUCUGACAUGAAUAUCGUGGGCGCGUGGAAGAGAGGCUAUACGGGGAAGGAUGUGGUGGUUACCAUUCUGGAUGACGGUAUUGAGAGGAACCACCCAGAUCUCAUUCAGAACUAUGAUAAUGAGGCCAGUUAUGAUGUGAACGGUAAUGACAUGGAUCCCAUGCCCCGAUAUGAUGCCAGUAAUGAGAACAAGCAUGGCACGAGGUGCGCUGGUGAAGUAGCAGCGUCCGCCAACAACUCGCACUGCACGGUGGGCAUCGCUUACAACGCCAAGAUUGGGGGUGUCCGCAUGUUGGACGGAGAUGUGACAGACAUGGUAGAGGCCAAAUCACUGAGUCUACACCCUCAACACAUAGAUAUUUACAGUGCCAGCUGGGGUCCAGAUGAUGAUGGCAAAACCGUGGAUGGGCCCGCUUCCCUCGCCAGACAGGCCUUUGAAAACGGCAUCAGACAGGGCAGGAAAGGACGGGGCUCAAUUUUUGUUUGGGCGUCAGGAAAUGGCGGUCGGAGUCGCGAUCACUGUUCGUGUGACGGCUACACCAACAGCAUCUACACGAUAUCCAUCAGCAGCACGGCAGAGAGCGGCCGCAAGCCCUGGUAUCUGGAAGAGUGCGCCUCCACCCUCACCACCACCUACAGCAGCGGAGAGAACUACGACCGCAAAAUCAUCACAACUGAUCUGAGGCAGCGCUGCACAGACAGUCACACUGGAACAUCAGCGUCAGCGCCGAUGGCGGCAGGGAUCAUUGCUCUUGCUCUGGAAGCCAAUCCUUUCCUGACGUGGCGAGACGUGCAACACAUAAUAGUGAAGACAUCUCGUGCUGGCCAUCUCAGCGCUCCUGACUGGAAAACCAAUGCUGCUGGUUAUAACGUCAGUCACCUGUAUGGCUUCGGGCUGAUGGACGCAGAAGCCAUGGUGAAAGAGGCGGAGCACUGGAAACAGGUUCCCCCACAACACAUCUGUGUGGAGAAUGCUGAUAAACAAAUCAGAACCAUCCGUCCAGAGCAUGUCGUUCGUUCGGUAUACAAGGCAACAGGCUGCACGGAUAAUGCAAACCAUCACGUUAUUUAUCUGGAGCAUGUGGUUGUGCGUAUAACAAUUACGCACCCGCGACGAGGAGACCUGUCAAUCAACCUAACAUCACCAUCAGGGACAAAGUCACAGCUGCUCGCCAAUAGACUGUUUGAUCACUCAAUGGAGGGCUUUAAGAACUGGGAAUUCAUGACAACUCACUGCUGGGGAGAGAAAGCUGCUGGAGACUGGAUACUAGAGAUCUAUGAUUCUCCUUCCCAACUCAGGAGCCAGAAAGCACCAGGCAAGCUGAAAGAGUGGUCUCUGGUACUUUAUGGCACCUCGGUGCAUCCGUACUCGUUCCGCAAUGACAAGCCCCGCUCACUGGCGGAGCCUCAGCCUGAUGAUGAGUACAGUGAGGAGUAUGUGGGCUCGUGCCACCCUGAGUGUGGUGAGAAUGGCUGUGAGGGUCCAGGGCCCCAGCAGUGCAUCACUUGCCUCCACUAUUUCCUCAAGUUCAAGAACAACACCAGGAUGUGUGUACCUGAGUGUCCGACUGGCUUUUUCCGGGAUGAUAAGAAGCGCUGUAAGAAGUGCUCUCCGCUCUGCGAGUCUUGCAUGGGCAGCCGCAGCGAUCAGUGCUCAGCCUGCCGCCCGGGUCUGUACCUAAUGGAGGGAGGAAACAACUGCGUCAGCUCCUGUCCUGACGGCUUCUACCUGGACCUGGACUCCACCAUGUGCCGGAAAUGCAGAGAGAAUUGUAAGAAAUGCAUGUCUGCAAACAUCUGCACAGAAUGCCAGACCGGUCUCAGUCUACAGGGGAAUAAGUGUCAGCUGAGCUGUGAACCUGGCACCUAUUAUAAUGGGCACCGACGAGCAUGUGAAAAGUGCCACUCGACUUGUGCCACCUGUGCAGGAACUGGCAUGGAAGCGUGUAAUAAGUGCGCUCUGGGCUAUUACUUUGAGGAGUGGCGCUGCGUCUCCAGCUGCAGUGUGGGGCAUUACUUGGCAGAACAAACGACAGACAACGGAGAUGUCCAGAAGUCCUGUCAAAAGUGUGAUCCUACCUGCUACGCCUGCGCCGGGCCGGGGGAGAGGAACUGCAGCACCUGUGUGAGCGGCUAUAACCUGGAAAACGGUGUGUGUGUCGUCAGCACCAUCUGCAAAGAUGGGGAAUAUUUAAGCAAACCUGAUAAAUGUGAACUGUGUUCCUCAACCUGCUCAAAGUGCACUGGACCUGAGAGUAAAGACUGCAUCAGCUGUGCUUUCACCAGGCUCUAUGAUAACGGACAAUGUGUGAUCAGCUGUGAUCCUGGGAAAUACAAGGGGGAGAGACAGUGUCAUCUUUGCCACCACACAUGCCUCGAAUGUACAGACGAGGGGCCUGACAAAUGUACUCGCUGUAGCAAAGAUCGAUUCGGAGUGGAGCGGUACCUCUUUGAAGGGGAGUGUCGUGAAACCUGUCCAGAGGGUUAUUCACAUUCCUCGGAGGGAACAUGUGACCCCUGCCCUCCAAACUGCACUGUGUGUACUUCUACAGGCCACUGUCUCCACUGCACCCCCUCCUACUACCCUAAAGACGGGACGUGUGCCAAACUGGAGUGUGGACUGGGUGCAGCAGCUGACUCUGGUCAUGAAGACUGUGUAACCUGUGAGGAGGGCUGUCAGCAAUGCCUGACUGUGAAUCCAGAGCAUUGUAUGUCUUGUUUACCGGACUAUUAUCAGCUGAAAUCGAGCUGUCACAAGAUGUGCCCUGAGAGGACUUUUGAGGACAAGUUGUCCAUGAGGUGUGCUCGAUGUGAUGAUCACUGUGAGACCUGCGAUGCCUCUCAGUGUUACCAGUGUGAGGAAGGCUUCUUCCUGUCAGAUGGCACAUGUGCAGAAGCCUGUAAGGAGGGUUUUUAUGCUGACAUGAAGCAGGAGUGCGAGCCGUGUCACAGCACGUGUCGAUCAUGUGGUGGUCCGGACGAUAACGACUGUGAUUCCUGUGAAGAUGACAUGUUUCUAGAAAGGGGUCAGUGCAUCAGCAAAAGCAAGAUCAAGUGUCCUGACGGAAAAUUCCUAAACGGUGAGGGUGAGUGUGAGCAGUGUGAUUCCUCCUGCAGGACGUGUUCAGGGCAUCAGAAAGACCAGUGUGAUUCCUGUCAGGAAGGUAUGUUUCUCACCAACAGUCAGCUGUGUGUGUCCGUUUGUCCACAUGAGACUUACAGAAACCAGACGAGUGGGCGCUGUGAAGACUGUUCAGCAGACUGUUUGAUGUGUCAGGACGCACAUCACUGUCUGAAGUGCAAAAACGCCUUUGGUCCACUCUACCUGCAGGACGGCAAAUGUGUCGCUGAGUGUAAAAGGGGUUACCCAGAGGUCGACGUGUGUGUCAGCUGUGCCGUGGGAUGUGCUUCAUGUGAGGGGGAAGCCAAUUAUUGUCCGAGGUGUGAGGAAGGCUACAUACGUUACAAACACCACUGUGUGCAUCACUGCCCUGCAGGACACUUUAUAAAGGAUGGAGUCUGUGAGAUCUGUCCAAGGGGUUGCACCGAAUGUGACCAAAGGGGCAAAUGCAGUGCAUGUGAAGAGUACCACUUCCUGCAUGAAGAUCAAUGUCUUGAUGACUGUCCCAAGAGGUACUUUACAAACCUGGAGCAGAAUGAGUGUACGCCGUGUCACAGUGAUUGUGCAGAAUGUGACGGACCUGAUGAAGAUGACUGCACCUCCUGUGGCGAUUAUGGAUAUGUACGUCACAACACAAAGUGUCUGUACAGCUGUCCACCAGAAACGUAUCUGGAUGGAGCAGAGUGUCGAGAGUGUGACAAGUCCUGCCAGACGUGCUCAGGUCCUCAUCCGUCCUCCUGUCUCACCUGUAGAGACAACAUGAGGAAGGAUGUGAACGGGCACUGCGAGGUCUUCAGUGGCUGCCCUCUGCACACAUUCACCGAUAAGGACGGCCAGUGCAAGGCCUGUCACAAGAGCUGUCUCCAGUGCUCGGGCGCAGACAAACAGCAGUGCCUCAGCUGCAACCCCAAACGCUUGCUGCUCAAUCAGACGUGUGUGUCUACGUGUCCUGGUGGUUACUAUGUAGACAAGGGCAAGCAGGAGUGUGUUCAGUGCCACGUGAAAUGCGCGUCAUGCCUGGGACAUCACAGUAAUGACUGUAUAACCUGUAAACCAGGGCUGCUUCUGCUCGGACACAGCUGCUUCACCACCUGUCCGCUAAGUUACUUUGUGGACGCCUCCAGCAGAGCAUGUCAAGAGUGUGACCACACAUGUAAGGAAUGCUCAGGAAGCAGCCGUUUCUGUCUCAGCUGUAGAGAUGGAUACUUCCUGUUGAAAAAGUCCGGACAGUGUCUGCGGUCAUGCCCAUCAAACUACUUCCCUCGCACCUUAGACGGAGAUUGCCAAAGAUGCCACCCCACCUGUGAAACAUGCAAGGGCCCUGGUGCGAUCUCCUGUACAUCAUGUUAUGAUGGUUUCAAAAUGUUUGGAGGAAUCUGCACAUCUAUGUGUCUAAUUGGGGAAUAUCCCAUCCGUGUGAAUAACACAUGUGGCCCAUGUGACCCGUCCUGUAAUGAAUGUAGAGGUCCGGGACCCUACAGCUGCACCUCGUGCCCUGUUCUACAGCGCCUCACAGAGGAUGGGAGGUGUCUUCCUUGCUGUGGAGAAAACACACGCAUGAAUUCCUCAAGAUUUGCUUCGCAAUGCUGCCAGUGCCACGCACUGAAUGAUGAAUGCAUUGUCGCACUGAGCUACAGCCUCUUCAACAACGAUCCAGUGACUUGGGUUCAUCCUGGCCUUUUUGUUUUCACUGUCAUAUUUGUGCUGGUGAGCUUGUGGCUUGCCAUUUUUCUCUUCCUGCAAUUUCGGCAGAAGAUCUUCUUAAAGCUCACCAUCAAAUCGAACGGCUACACCAAAAUCGCAGACGACCACUUCACCUCUGCGACCUUCAGCGACAGCAUGCAGGCAGAGUACUGCGAUAAAGAAGCAGGCCAAGAGGAUGAGGAGGAGGAAGACGAGGACAUUGUGUACAUGGGGAGGGACGGGAUGGUGUAUCGAAAGUUUAAAUACAGCCUGUUGGAGAGAGAUGAGGAGGGGGAGGAGGUGGAGCUGGAAUAUGAUGAUAUGUAUACUCUCACAUAAAACACAAAAACCUGUUUAUUUUCUUUGAUAUAUGCAUAUCAAUACUUUAUUUAUUAUCAUUUUGACAUGCAGAAACCCACUAAUCUUCACCAAUCAACCAUUAAAGAAAUAGUUCUCCCAAAUAUCACGAUUCUGUCAUCAUUUACUCACCAUGAUGUUGUUCUAAACCCAUAUUUCUUCUGUGGAACACAAAAGAUGAUAUUCAGCAGAAUGUGCAAGCUGCUCUUUUGCGUACAAUAAAUGGUUACCGUGAGUUUUCAGUAAAUUUUGACUUGAAAAAUUAAUUCAAAAGGCUUGGAAUAAAGUGCAGGAGUCAUACAGGC
Cyprinus carpio (common carp) is the source of this 6510-nucleotide messenger RNA. RefSeq names its product proprotein convertase subtilisin/kexin type 5-like. Gene Ontology annotation, cellular component: trans-Golgi network; Golgi membrane. Gene Ontology annotation, molecular function: serine-type endopeptidase activity. Gene Ontology annotation, biological process: peptide hormone processing. NCBI's taxonomy places the organism in Eukaryota, Metazoa, Chordata, Actinopteri, Cypriniformes, Cyprinidae. The record is from RefSeq and is a predicted model, not a curated record.